Molecule: messenger RNA, 1754 nt
Organism: Penicillium salamii
Lineage: Eukaryota; Fungi; Ascomycota; Eurotiomycetes; Eurotiales; Aspergillaceae
Source: the annotation of a GenBank genome assembly
UUGCUGCUAUGAUCAAGCGAUUAGCCCACCGGAAUGCCAACGUGCAACUGUAUACAUUGGAACUUGGAAAUUCGCUGGCACAGAACUGUGGUCUCAAGAUCCAUCGCGAGUUGGCCUCCAGAAGUUUUACCGAUGCGUUGUUGCGCCUGGCUGCUGACCGGAACACACACCAACAAGUCAAGUCAAAGAUUCUCGAGCGCAUGGAUGAGUGGACAGAGAUGUUUGCCUCUAACCCAGACUUUGGUAUUAUGGAGCAGGCUUAUAUGAAAUUAAAGACUACGAACCCCAAUCUCCAACCGCCGUCGAAGCCGGGUAAGCGUGAGAUCACCGAUGUUGAUCGGCAGAUGGAGGAGGAGGAGCUACAGAUGGCCCUUGCUCUCUCAAUUAAGGACAAAACAGUCCCAGGAGCGGCACCGGCCCAGGCCGCGGCUGCAGCGGCCCCUCGAGCCGAGCCCUCGUCUGCAGCUGCCGUGUCUGCACCGGCCCCUACGAACCAAGCGGAGCCUGCUGAAGCCCAGGCCGUUCUCUCCGGAACAUCGGUAGCAACUGUAUCCCGCGUGAGAGCAUUGUUUGACUUCCAACCAUCUGAGCCCGGUGAGCUGCAGUUCCGCAAAGGGGAUAUUAUUGCGGUUUUGGAGUCAGUGUACAAAGAUUGGUGGAAGGGUUCCUUGAGAGGUCAAACGGGUAUCUUCCCACUCAACUAUGUGGAGAAGCUUCCCGACCCGACCGUGGAUGAACUUCAGCGAGAGGCUCAGAUGGAGGCAGAUGUCUUUGGUCAGAUCAAGAGCGUGGAAAAGCUCCUCACUUUGCUGAGCACUCGCAACUCCGAUCUGAAUGUCCAAGAAAACGAAGAAAUUACGACACUUUACCAGGCUACCCUUGCGAUUCGCCCCAAGCUGAUUGAAUUGAUCGGGAAGUACUCGCAAAAGAAAGACGAAUUCACCCAGCUUAAUGAGAAGUUCAUCAAGGCUCGUCGUGAUUAUGAAUCUCUCCUGGAAGCAUCGAUGGCCCAUCCUCCCCAGCCUCAAUACGGACGACCUGUCCAGCAACAGUACGGUUAUCCUGGUGCUGCACCUGCUGGUUACCCUCCUGCGCAGGCUGAUCCACGAUACUUCACUCCUCGGCCUCAAGAAACCACUCCCACCCCAGCGGCCGCACCAUAUGCGCCAUACCCGGGCGGCGAGCAGACAAUCCCUUACCGACCUGCCUCUCACUCGCCCGAUCCCCGCAACCAGAUUCAAGCUGGGGUGCCGCCUGUGCAACAACAUACCCCGCAACCUGACCCUUAUCAAGCUGUCCACCACCGCCCCCAGUCUACAUUUGACCAUCCCCAAGAGCUGGGAACAUCUGUUUAUGAUUCACCCGUCGACCAGCCAGCUUCUGCUCAGCGUCUGCCCUACCCUCAAGCUGGCCAAGCCCCUGGUGUUGGUCACCAGCAAUUGCAGCAGCAACAGCAGGAUUACUCGCCUUCGGCGUACUCCCCUGAAGAUCCACCCCAAGCCCCGCCCGCAUCUAUCAUGCCACAAAUCCCGCACCAAUUCCAGCAGCAGCAACAACAGCACCAAGCCCCUUACCCCAAUUCCCCCGAUGCUCAACAACCCCCACCCUCACACCAACCCCCACCAGUUCCUAGCGCAGCUCAGCCACAGUACACAUCCUACACGCCCCCUGCCCCCGCUCCAGCGAGUGAGUAUCAGGCCUACCAGCCGCAGGGAGGAGCAGCCGGCUCAAAUCCCGCUUCGUUCUACCGGUAG